AAUAUUCUGGUCUAAAUACUGUUAUUAAUUACUUACUUGAUGAAGCACAAUUUUUGUAUCUUGUAAUGGAUGUACAUAUGAAAGAAGAUCAACAUACUGCACAAAACAUUGCAAAAGGAAUAAAUAAA
This is a messenger RNA of Dentiscutata heterogama, 128 nucleotides long. NCBI's taxonomy places the organism in Eukaryota, Fungi, Glomeromycota, Glomeromycetes, Diversisporales, Gigasporaceae. The record is from the annotation of a GenBank genome assembly.